UAAGCGACUUGUUGACGAAACAGUAAAACAUUAUGGAAAAUUGGACAUUCUGGUCAAUAAUGCAGGGAUAUUGAAAUCUGGAAGCAUUGAAACAACAUCACUGGAGCAAUAUGAUGAAUGCAUGAAUACUAACGUCAGAUAUUGUGAUUGAAGAUCGAUGUUUGAGUAUAUGUUCCCAAGCUUAACAUUAUUGCUGCAGGUAUUCUAACACCUCGGCGCAUAUACUAUAAAGCAAAUAUAUGUGUGCUUUGUGGAUUCGCAUUUGUUCAAUCAGAGAUAACUUCAACAGGGGAAACGAUUGAAAGAAAUCUAUUUAACAAAAAGCUGAAAUUAACAGACGAUAAAGUCAAAUCUAUACAGCACGUACUUAGUGAAUUUCAACACGACAGUGUUAGCUCCAGCAAUGGUGUUUGUAAAAAUUGCUAUAGAACUGUUGAAAGGAUAAUUAAGAUAGAAAAGGAAGUGGAACAGUUACAGAUAGAAAUAUCUAGAUCCAGAUCUUCGGUUAGGACAAAAUACCAGUUGGCAACACCAUCCCCUACAAAAUCAAAAAUUGAAAAAAGAUUGCGAAAAUCACCAGAAAAAAAUGUGAAAAGACCAUUUCCGUCAUCAUUUAAGAAAGUUACAGUUGUGAACAUUUCACCAAUACCAACAAUUUUGCCCAAAACGGAAAAGAAUGAGCCAGUAUGUAAGCCAUUGAGUGUAAGAAGAUCUCUGCCAUUUUCAACUGUUGAGAAUGUUCAAGAUAAGACAGAUAGUUCACUGGAAGGAGAAGUUGAAACAGUUUUAUUUUGCAUGGAAUUACUUAUUUUUCCAUCAACUGCUGCUGAUUUAGCCAUUUGUGACUAACAAGACACAAAGGUAAGUUAUAAUUUCAUAUUUCCCACCAAGAUGACUCUCGCAACAGUAAUGAUUAAAAUCAGACCUUAUUGAGUGCAUUUCAUGUUUAUGCAUCACUGUGUAAGAAAAACAAAGAUUAUUCAAGUUACAUGUCUUUCUUUCAUUAGAUACUCAUUCUUAGUACUAGUAAAUUCUGGAUUAAAAGAAUUGUCAGAAUAUUCAUCAUUUUAUAUAUUUUAUAUCAGCUUGUUGACAUGUUGAUCAUUGCAGCUUCUCAUUCAAGAAAAAAUGUUAUGUAUCCAAACCCUAUCUGUCAAACUGAUUCAAUGUAAAUUAUAUAGAUUCAUUAUAUGGAUAAGUGAUCAAAGAAUAAAUCUACAGAAAAUUAGGACAUGCACUGAGGUUAUACAUAUUAAUUCUUUAGAUAUAAUUUUUGUUUGAAAUCAUGUAAAUAUUUUGACAAUAAAUAGUUCUGCUAAAUGCUUAAAGAUUCCAAGAAUAACAUUUGUUUUAAUGACUUUUGACAUUUUAUAAAAAAAAAAAAAUCAAUUUUAGAUCACCAUUCACUACAAGAGUGGAAAAAAACAAAAGUUUAUUGCCAAUCCAAGCCACAACACCAUUUGUAAAGCUUUACUUAAAGAAAAAGAUGCAGAAAAAACUAUGCUUGAUGUUUUAAAGAAAUCAAAUCCAUCAUAUCUAGUAAACCAGACUUGUGAAAUAAUUGGCGAUGAAUGUGAAAAGAUAUGCAAGCGCAACAGUGGAAGCGUACUCCAGGAUCGAACAUAUCAUGGUAUAUUGAAUUUUUCAUGGGAUGAAUUGGAAGGAGAAUUACAAACUCUUGCCCCAAAUUUACUUCAAAUAGUAAAAAGCAUUGUUUCAGACAAACCAUCAUCUAUGUCUGACAGAUGUCGCAUACAGAUGCUGAACGCCAUUGCUUGUGCACUACAUGCAAGGUCCAGAGAAAUGACAGCACUUCAAUAUUUAACAGGAUUAAUCUUACUUCAUGGAGGCUGCACUCAACGAGACAUUGACAGAUUAGCUAAAAUGGGCGUAACUGUGUUGUCUGAUACCCUUCACAAAAAGCUUGGAACCUGGCAAGUAAAUCUUGAUGAAGUGCUGAUUCAAAUGAAACAGGAUUGGUUGAACAUGGGAAAGGAAAAAUAUCAACUAGCAGGAGGUAACUGGGAUAAGAACAUUCUCCCAAGUUACAGAACCUCACAGCAGAAAACGAUCUCCUUGCAUUUAUUUACUGUUGUGGGAGUUGUAGAUAGAAUUUCACCUCCCUUACCAGAUGAAGUGACGAACAUUAAUUCUGUAACUGAUUUGGACGCCAACAUAUUCAUCCCUUCAUUGCAAGAGCAGAAUGUACUAAGAAAUGAGCUGACUUUCCUUGUUGCUAGUGCAUUGGUGAAUAACAUUGAUCAGUUAACAAACCACUUCAAGAACAUUUACCCACAACAUCUGGAACACCAGUAUAGUCAUUCUGCAGGAAUCAAGACCAAACAGUAUUGCCUUGGAUUGUUUGAUUGCAAUGAGCAGAAAACCCAGGAUGUAAUCCAACUCUUAAAAGAACUACAAGACAAGUAUGUCCCAGUUACAGAUGGAGACAUUAAGGAAGAAGUAUUCUUUGGAGGUGAUCGUUUGACAGAUGAGCGAAUACAGUGUGCCCAGCAAGCAAUGGAAAAUGAAAACACUUCAUUAAAACGAUUGGAAGGAUUCAUUUCUAAGAUAGAAGAUUUCCAUCGACUUAUGAAUUUUUUGGAGGCUAUCUGUAAAUUGACAUUUAGCACCAGUUCAGGAAAAGAUAGAGGCACUGCAUACUUUUUUAGGAAUUUGCUCAACUGUCGCAACAUCAAAGGGGAUGUCAAGAACUCCUAUUGGGCAUACAAAAUGCUGUAUUAUACCAUUUUUGAUGGAAUUUGUUGUGUGUUUUUGAGGGAAUUGAAUUUGGACUCCUUAGAAGAUGAAAUCCCCUUUCCUCCUGACUGGGACAAGUUGAACGAGACUGAGAAGGUAGAAUGGUUAAACACUUUAAGUGAAAAUAUUGUGAAGAAAUGGUUCUUUGAAAGUGCUGAUGAUUUAUGUCAAGAGCUGCGAGACAUAAUGAAUGAUCCUGAUCAUGAAGAAAAUUAUUGGACUUCCAAUUACUCCAAUGGGCGAUUCAAAUGUCAUUUCUGUGAUAAAACAUAUAUCUACUCUAAAAGCUUACAAACUCAUGAGCUUAAAGUUCAUUCACAUAAUGUGAAGAAACAAUCUGGUGAAAAGACAUCUACAGAUAGUGAUGAGGUGUUUAACUAUGUUAUGCUAGUAUUUAAACUAGUUGCGUUACAUCGGAAUCUGGAUUCUGCUGUUGAUAUGGGAGAUGGUAUGAGAUCAGUACGGUCUGCCAAGUAUGAAGCACCAAUUUACAAUAAAACAAAUAAACUGAAGUACCUGAUAGGAAGUGUCCAUUUGACUGCAUUGGUAUCUGGAACCCUUCCAAACAACCAAUCUGAGCGCCUUAUAUGGAACAGAUUUAUUAAUAUCAGUGGUGGAAAAAUGAAUAACAUGGCUAUAGACGAGUAUGUAGAGCUUGUUAAUCGUGAAACGAAAAACACUUGCUCAGGGUAUCAAACAAAGGAAAGCAUUGUUUCACAUUCAAGAGAGUUUCCACAUCUAAUUGAUGCAACAAAACAUGUUGAUGCUAUUUGUGAUGUUCAUAAAAGAAAGGGCUUUCACAAGAAGCCCUCAUAUGUUGGGGAUGUGAAAAAGGUUGCAUCUGAACUAAUUAGAAUGAAUGCAUUUGAUAAAACUAUUGGGAGAACUCUAGGAUGUAGGGAAAUAGUGUCUGAAAGAAACCCUUUUGACAGUUGUUAUUCUAACUUUACAACCAUGAUUCACAGGCACAAGCCAGUGCUUCCAUUCAGGCGAUUGAGAAAUGAACGAGUUUGAAUUUUCUCAUGAUUGUACAUUUGAGUGAUUGUUACAUACUUUUGCCCUUAUUAUGUGUAGGAAUUUUGAUUCGCAUGUGCAUAUCUAUGUAUUGUUUUCCCCAUCUUAUGAUAUAUUGUUGGCAAGGUGCUGUCAGAUUAAAAGUGGUGAGGCCAAAAUAAAAUAUAUGUGCGUUUCCUAUUUAAAGCCCUCAAACAUUAGGUAGGGUAGGUAGGUAAACAUUCUAUUUCAUUAAAACAUUUUAUUUGAAAUCUUAACUUUUUUCAUACACUUUCAGUACAGAUCUAUAUACAUUACAAAUACUUUUCACACAUUUUGAAGCUCAAUAGUAGUAAAAUGAAAAUCACAGAAACUUGUACACAAAAAGAAAAAAAUCCAAAUUCAGAAGUUUUGCUUUACAUACAUGUAUAUCAUCAAUGAAAAGUUUAGGGUCAGCAGCAAAUAGGUAGGUAGGGUCAGGAAACCGGAAACACGCAUCUAUUUUACUUUUGCCUGAUCGUACACAUAUAUUA
This is a messenger RNA of Ostrea edulis (European flat oyster), 4283 nucleotides long. RefSeq names its product 3-oxoacyl-[acyl-carrier-protein] reductase FabG-like. The record is from RefSeq and is a predicted model, not a curated record. The coding region runs from base 1501 to 3771 and encodes 756 amino acids. Gene Ontology annotation, molecular function: oxidoreductase activity. The transcript is spliced from 8 exons. Lineage: Eukaryota; Metazoa; Mollusca; Bivalvia; Ostreida; Ostreidae.